AAGUAACAAUUAAACAUAACACUUCUACACAUACACAGUUUAAAAAUCAUGAAUAAAGGUUUCUUGUUCGUAUGUUUAAUUCUAUUUCAAGGAUUUUUAAAUUCAUGCAUACAUGGAUCUGUUAAAAAGGGAGCUGCCGUUGGCCCACGUAGUUUCCUCUGUGAUGAUUUUAAGGCGUUGAAUGACAUGUUUUGGUGGUAUGACUGGGGCGCUAAUCUAAACAUGAUUCGCAAAUACAGUAACUGCUCUAACAUAGAACAGUAUAUUAACAACUUUAUCCCAAUGAUCUGGGGGCGUGGAAGCUUUCUCAAUGUCAGUAUCCCGAGCAAUGCAGCUUAUAUCUUAGGUUUCAAUGAACCUAAUCAUUUUGAGCAAUCAAAUAUUACUGCAGAACAAGCGGCUAAAUACUGGCCAUAUAUUGAGGAACUUUCCCAAGGGAGGCUUCUGGUUAGUCCAGCGGCUGCUCCUUGUGGGGGAAUAUGUCAUGGCAACGCAACGGAAUGGUUCGACAAGUUCUUCAAGUAUUGCCUUGGAUGCAGGGUUGAUUACUUAGCAACACAUUACUACAGCUGUAAUGCAGACAAGACAAUGGCAUAUCUACGUGACCUGUACAACCGAUACGGGAAGAAAAUCUGGCUGACAGAAUUUGCCUGUCCCCGCACAGCUAGCCCGGACAAAGAACUUAACUACAUGAAACAAAUUCUUCCAAUGCUUGAGGCAGCACCUUUCGUAUUUAGAUAUUCUUGGUUUGCAUCUCGUAUAAAGGAAGGUGUUUUCGUGACGUCAGCAGCCAGCCUUCUUGAGCCCAAGUCGUCUGCAUUAACAGAACUUGGUCAGUUUUACAACAGUUUUAUUACAAAGAAGAGUAUGAACACUUCUGUGUCGUGGCUUAUUACCAUUUUAGAAGGUUUUGUGGGAUUCUGGGAGUAUCUACUUGGUUUAUAAAUUUCAGAGGCGUGACGAUCCAGUAAACGAAUAGAUGACGCUUUGCAACGUUAUAUAGAUAACAAUAGUGAGAAACAGAAACGUUUCUGGGCUUACACCUAUGCCUGUACGUUUAAUCAAGAAAAAAAGAAAGCAAAAACAGCAAACCAAAUUACAGCUAUUGUAAGGCCAAAGAAAGCGAAUUGCUUUAUAUUUAAAAAGGAUGAACACUCCGUAAUAUGAGCUAAAAUGUUAAAGUUAUUGUUAAAUUUAUCAUCGUUUAUUUAGCAGUGCUUUAUUAAAAUAGUUCUGUUUUCAAUACAUAACUUUCCAAUUUCUUCAAAUAUACUUUUAACAUCACUGGACAAAUUUCGUAUACAUGUCGAAUAAUCCCACAAAAAUACUUUUUGGUCAAUCGGUUGUUGCUCGUAGAAAUAAAUAUUUUAUAAAGACGAAUACUGUUCACCUUUCUUCUGACUAUAGGUACCCAUCCCAUAUCUCCCAAAGGAAGGGAUCUGAAGUGCAUUUAUGGACACCGAGGAAAUAUUUAAUUAUUCACUUGUGCAGAGUGUCCGGCUUCGAAUAAAGUUUAAAGCCACAUCCAGAAGACAUGUAGUCCGCCUAGAUAUUUGUAGUUUUGACAAAUGUCAACUACAAAACUUCCCAAUUUAAAUAUGAAAACAUCUUUCUUUUUCUACCUAAAAUGCACUACUUUUUUGUUUUAUUUAUAAACACUAGUGGUUUAAAGUGUCUAGUUUUGUUGUAGUAACAUAUGGGUCAAAGAAAUGACUCACCAGAUAUUGCAUGAUGUAGCGUAAUAUAACUGAACGCGGAAUACGAAAAGCCAUUUACCACCGGAACAAAUUCCCCCUAAUUUAAAUGACAAAGGUAGACAAAACCAGAAUUUUUCUCUCCAAUGUAUGAUUUUCAUUUUGUUCCGUUAGAAACUGAUAGUUAUUAAUCUUAAUAUUGUUAAUACUUAUGUCGAUGUUACUUAGAUUUUAAACUUUGUACUCAACAAAAUCAGAUUUUAUCCUCCUCAUUUGGAUUUUAUAAGGCGGUUGAAACAACUUAAGAAGAGACACACGGUGUUCUAAAUAAAUGCUCUAUGAAUUAACCAAUCAAGGUGGAACGUUCUUUAGCGUGCAUGUAAGCUGGUCGCGAUAAAUUAUAUAAAGGCGGAGACUUUUAAUAUUUCAUUGGAUCGAUGACUAUUGCGUUUCGUUCAUACGGUGAGUGUAAUCAGGUAGAACGUAAUCAUCAAUAAAUCAUUAUUCAUAGGCGGUAAUGGGAUAACAAAUCGACCAAAAAACAGCAAUCACUGCGUUUGUUGUGUUCAAAGGUAAAUAAAGAAAUAGAAAAUAUAUAAUUGACAAAAAUACCACUUCUACCUUUUACUUCUAAAAAUGAUUAUUCGGUAAUUGAUUCGUAUUAAAUGUUCAUAGAAAAACAAGAAAAACCAGGUCGCCGAGCAUGACAUAAACGAAAAUGUUGCAAGCUCGGUUAGACUGGGCCUGUUCAUUGACGAUAGGUGUAAAGGCAAGAUACUGCUCACGCCAUCUAGCCCUUGGUUGAGAAUAACUCCUCAUUUACACAUGUUACAAGUACCAAAAUAUAUAUUUUCGAGAUACCCGCAGAAGUACAAAUGAAAACUAAAUGAUAAAGAGAGUGCAAGUCCAUAAAAAGCGACAUAUGGUCCCUAAUUUAAAUAAUUUGUUCAUGCAAUGGGCUUGAGUACUUUAUCACGUCUGAAAGUUCAGAAUAAGUAGAUGUUGUCUAUAGAGGUUAUAAUGUUUGGGCAAUUGUUGCCCUGUUUACCCUAUAUAAAUAUCAUUGUCUGUUUCGCAGAGAAUCCAUUAUACAGGCCAUCGGAAGCAGAUGCGUUUUGUACGGCUCCCUACAACAACACCCGCUUUCGUCUUAGUUUGCCAUUUUCAUUCUAAUCCAGAAUUUGUCAUGCAUUGCCGGGAUGAGGGCAUUAUAGUCUUACUUAUAUCCGUAUAUGCGUUCGUGUGCGAUUGUUUGUUUUUAAUGUAUGCGCACAAUUCAAUCCAGUCAGUUUGAUACGCAUUGUUGGAUUUUGAAAUAACUUGACACUUAGAAACCACCAUAACAAGACAUGUUGCAUGCAUCAUCUUUACCUUUAUCGCCAAUUUUCUUGACACUUCCAAAUGUUUAUACACGCAUGAAUAUUCAUUUUACUUGGCAAAUAAAAGUUGGAUAGCCUGUAUAUCUAUCAACGAUAUUCAAAAUAAUAUUAGCAAACAUGAUAUCAAACAACCCAUUUUGCGAAAGGUAGUUGGUGGUUUCCUUCAUUGACGCGCCAUUGCGUGAGUACAAAUAACAAUCGAGAUCUAUAGGAUAUACAUUUGCAACAUGUUUACUCUUUCCCGAGUUUCAACCUACUUGAACUGCUUUGGUUGGCGGUCACACAAGGAAACUAUGUGAAAUUAUUUUUAAAUGAUUUGGAGAAUUAGGUAUUGCGGUGUUGGGUUGAAGAUAAUUUUGGCGGUGGAUGAUGAUGUGCUACUUAGGAAAAUAAUAAAGCCACACAGUACACUAAAAGUACAACAGUAGGAUAAGGAUUAAUGUGCGCGGGACAUGAAGUAUCCGGUCCUCUGCUGGCCAAGUUUUCAACGAAUCAGAAAGGCAGGAAGAAGACAUUUAAUACAGAUAUGGAUAUUUCCGUCUACAGCAUAGUUUUGACAGUGGUUGUUGUGUCUGUAGUGCAUGGUUCCAGGAAGAAAGGGGUAGGGAUAGACCUGAAGGCAUACAAAUGUGACGAUUUAAAGGCAUUAGAUAACAUGGCGUGGUGGUAUGACUGGGGGCCGAAUUUUGACAAAAUUGAAAGUGAAAGUGGGUGUAACAUCGACGAUAGAUACCUUGAUCCUUUUGUUCCUAUGAUAUGGGGAUAUAGUCCAAACUGGUCUACUGACAUAUACAGAGUUGACCACAGAAAUGAGUUUAUUUUAGGUUUCAACGAGCCUAAUCAUAAGGCACAAGCAAACUUAUCACCACAAGAGGCAGCUGAUGCUUGGCAUAUUGUGGAGUAUGCUGGAAAGAACACUGUAAUUGUUAGUCCAGCCGCAGCUAAAUGCGGAGGCGGUGUAGACAAAUGUAUUGAGGCAGAAACAAUAGACUGGCUCGAUCAGUUUUUCGGAAAUGUUUGCGCACCCGACCCGGGACCUUGUCGUGUGGAUUAUAUUGCAACCCAUAUUUACACAUGCAAAGCAACAAAAUUAAUGCGACUUCUUACGGAACUUUAUGACAAAUACAAGUUACAGAUUUGGCUGACGGAGUUUGCCUGCCCUUACGAUGUGACCGUAGAUGAGCAGCUAGAAUUUAUGCAGGCGGCUUUGCCAUUACUUGAGGAGAGUGACUAUGUUUAUAGAUAUGCAUGGUACGUACAUCGCAAAGCCACACCGAGUUCUUUUAUCCUGCCGUCAGCCAACUUGUUUGAAACCGGAUCUUCUACCCUGACAAGACUUGGGCAAUGGUACAAUGACUACACAUAUCCAGACGAUCCAAGCCCAGCUGGUGUAUGUAGGGCAAGCAGGAAGAGAAGAUAAACUAUCCAUGUCAUAUCUAAACAUUUGCUAUUCGAACGGCAAUUUAUAAUAGCAAAGUUUUUCUGUAAUCCGUCUCCCUGGUUACAUGUUCCGAUGCUGAUAUUACCGCUAGAUUUAGAUGAAGUAUGUCAGGCUUAUAAGAAAUUCGUUAAUACGUUUUGCUUGCAUACUACUUGAUUUUACGCUAAACAAUCUUUUUAGCUUGUUAUUUCUGAGUUUAAAAUAUUUGUAUUUCAAAUUAUGCAUUCUUUGUAUAUGUAUAUAUAAUGUUAGUGUUUUAAAUGAUACACUUACUAAUGAACUUCGAUAAUGUGGCAGUUGACCUCAAUACAAUCGACAGUUUAUUUCCCAAUACAGGUUACAAAUACUUACUUUACAAUAUAGCCCCAAGAUAAUUUUAUGACGAAUUAUCUUGGAACACCCCUGGACUUAUUGGACUCAACUGCCACAUUAUCAAAGUUUAUUAGUAGUACUACAUAUUUAUCAUAAUUAGAUUGCAAUAUUUGUUUAGAUUAGGUGCUUAUGACCACUUUUAAACUGUAAAUAGUCCAAAAUACGUGACCAGCUUGUCAUAAUACAACACCAAAUAGCUUGUACAUCUUUUGAUUUGCACCUAUGAUAAUACUUGCACAUCGUGUGAUUUACACAACCGAAAUAGGCGUACAUUUUGCGAUUUACAACACCAAAAAUCCAUGUAUAUUUUGCGAUUUACAACUCCAAAAAUCCAUGUACAUUUUGCGAUUUACAACACCAAAAAUCCAUGUACAUUUUGCGAUUUACAACACCAAAAAUCCAUGUAUAUUUUGUGAUUUACAACUCCAAAAGUCCAUGUACAUCUGGCGAUUUGCACAACUGAAAAUACGGGCACAUCUUUCAAUUGGAACCACCGUAAAUACGUCUCAAAUCAUUAUACGUCUAAAUAACAUCUUAAACACGACAUGUAGACUCAAUUAUUAAGACUUGCACUCACAAGUAAUGUAAAUAUAUUAUAUAUCAAAAGUUAGUCAACCAAGUUUGAAGAAUAAAAGCAAUUUCGAUCGAAAGCAAUUUCUAAGCGAUAAGUUAGCUGUGACAAUAUAUAUUUUUUUCAGGUUUGCAUUUAUAAGUUAAUUGUUGAACAAACAAUAACUGUAAAGCAUCAAUUUCGUUACAAAUUGUUGCGAAUACACUGGAACUGAAUGAAUUCUUCUUGGUAGAAGUGACGGCAAAAUCAGUUAAACCUUCGAUUUCUGAGUUUUAAAGAUAUUUUACAGAAUCUCUUAUUUGUUGGUGUUUCAAAGUAUUUGCUGGACUCAAUAGCCCACAUCUAAACUACUCUAAGAGGGGGCAUUCGUAUAAGCUUAAUAUUAGACAAAAUUUUGAGCCGCACCAUGAGAAAACCAACAAAGUGUUAAUUUGUUGAAAUAGUUUAUGGCUCUAUCAUGAAGAUCUGUUAUCGAUACUUGAUAACACACAAUAACAGUUAAUUGUUAAAAGAGUUUGGAAUACAGUAAAUCAAAACUCUUUAAAGUAAUGUACUUAAGUUAACAAACUCUAUAAAAAUCUACCGGCACAUUGGCUAAUGCGUCAUAGUGGAAGGAAAAGAAAAAAUCAUACACCAAGGAAUAAAUUGUUUCAACUGUGUCUAUUGUAUUAUCACCUGUAGUAUAUAGUAAAUAAAAACGUUCCCUUGUAAAGUGAAUGCAUUAUAAUGUGUUAGUAUUUAUUAACCCUUCGGUGGCCAGUUUUUGGACCAGUUAAAUAUCUUAAUUACAUUAUUGACUUGCAAUGUAAAUCAGAAGUCAACACAAUAUCAUCGCUUAUAUCAUAUGUCCAAAUCUGGUUGUUUCCAUUUUUUUUUUUUUUGCUUACGUCCAGGGCGCUAUUUCAUCAACGAAGUUGUUGUUAACGAGCAAAAUAAUUAAUCAUUAUCCCCCUGUUUUACACCGAAUAUAAGUUAUUAAUUCUGAAUACAUGAGACAGACCUUGAAAAUACACUUUAUCAUAUACUUCCAGUGAUAUUUUGCCAUUAACAUCAUUUGCUAAAAUAGCAUAUCCAGGUCUACAGAAUGUUAAGCCUUUUUAACGUCAUUACAAUAAAUGCUGUGGAUACCUCAAUACUGUCCCUUAUAAUGCUGUUUAAAUGGUGCUCAUACGACCUGUGUUGUCUAAAUCCGUUUUGCUCGGCAGUAAAAAUGCUGUUACUUCCCAAAUAAAUUGAUAGUUCCUUACUCAAGUAAGAACAACCUUCUAAUACAUGCUGCUUUUGUUUUUGUUGGGUUAAGCGUAGCACCGACAUGAUGCUUCGAUUGUGCACAAAUUUGCCAUCUCCAGAUUACUUUUUAUCUUCUUAACCAGUGCUCAAAUAGUCAAUGUUAUUAAAAUGCAAACAUAAGGAAACAAAAGUGUAAAUUUUCACUUUUCUUUGAUAAAUGGUCAAAAUUAAACCAAAUUUAAACAUAUGUCUAUACGAAACGACAGACUAAAAAACUGUUUUCUUGUAAGAAAUAUAAAAUAUUAAAUAUCCACGGAAAAACUAUUAUGUUAAUGCCAGUGACCAGUGAAGUCAAGUGAAGUGAAAUGAAGUAAAAGUAAAAGUAAAUGUAAAAGUAAAAGUAAAAGUAAAAGUAACGUAAGUGUUUGUUUAUUACUGAAAAGACCAGUCAUGUUGGCUUAUGAGACACAUAUAUACUUUGAACGGCAUUACUCUCCGAUUCCUGUUCGUUCAUGCCAGGCACCAGGCAGGUAAGCAAUCGGUUACCAUAAUUUAAGUAGCUGGCGGCUGACCGACCGGUAUUUCUUCAGUAAUAGGUCCCGCCUCUGACAGAGCUCCGACCAUCAACAUUGUGAGGCAGGUGCCUUUUCCAUUAGGCCACCGCAGUCAAUAUUUAGCGUCGUUUAAUUAUAAGGGUAAUUCCAAAUAUUCAUAUCACGGUUAAUGCAUUGAAACAGUCAAAUUUUAAAGACCAUGAAUAUUAUUGUGUGAUAAUGGUAAUUAUACAUAUAACCUGCAUCGAAAAAUUAAGAAAAAAAAUAUAUUUCUAUAAGAAUCAGCUGUUUAUUAUCCACACGUUUAUUGAUUAUUACAUGAAAUACGGUAUGGUUUUCAACUGAAGAAAUAAAUAAGGUAAACUGGAACUUUGUAUUAUUAUUUGGACAUGAUAAAGAGUGUCUUAAUACCUAUAAAAUUCAUUGUAACUUCGGCAUUGCAGAUGCAUACUACUAAGCUCAGACCACAUAUUGUACAUUGUAAUAUGCUUAUUCAAACUUUGCAAUAUACUACAAAAUGUUUGACUAAAUUAAAAACUAUAAAGAAUUAAGCAUUUGAAAAAAAAAUGGAAACAAAAUGUAAUGCAACAACUGAGAAAGGCAGUUUGCCGUAUAGAUGUAUUAACGCGAUAUUAUCAGGAUGAUUUUCAUGCGGGGUCUUUAAAACAUUUUAAAUUGGUAUUGUCAUAUAAAUAGUUUCAGUUAAAGUUGCAGCUGACUGUUGCAAAAUUGAAUGAUUAAACUUUGAAUCAUUUCGGGUGUCAAAAAGAAGAUAGUUGCUUAAUUUUAAACAUAAUUGACUUUUUUACAAGUAUGUGACAUAAAAUUCAUAUAGAAACGUUUUUGUGCCUCUGAUAUUGAUAGUCAUCAAAUAAAGUUUAAUUUAUAAAUUGAAAAGCUUCAAAUAGAGGCGUAUGCCUGAUACAAAUACUAGUCAGACGACACACUGAUCUGGUCAUAGAUUGCAAUUUGAUAUUUACAUUUCUGAAUCAA
Mercenaria mercenaria is the source of this 8234-nucleotide messenger RNA. RefSeq lists its product as uncharacterized. NCBI's taxonomy places the organism in Eukaryota, Metazoa, Mollusca, Bivalvia, Venerida, Veneridae. The transcript is spliced from 6 exons. The record is from RefSeq and is a predicted model, not a curated record. Bases 3513 to 4493 code for a protein of 326 amino acids.